AUGAAUGGCCAUGAUCGCCCGAGGGGACCUCCGGGAGAUCCCCUGCCGCAAAGGGACCCCCGACGGGGCGCUGAAAGUCGGAGUGGUGGACAUGGCAGCUCCGGCGAUGGAGCCUCGAGGGCCGAGAAAUUCGAAGACGAAAAGCGGCGGAUUGUUCAGAGUUGCUUCUCAAAAAAGGAUAGCGACGGUGCCUUGGUCGAGUCCUACAUUACACACGUUCGGAUCAUAGAAGAUGGCGCUUAUCCUUCCUCCCCGGCCCCGCCGAAUGCGGCCCCUGAAAACAAGAAGGCUCGAGUUAUAAUCGUCGCUGUGAGACGGUCCGGAAGGGUGCGCAUGCACAAAGCUAGGGAGAACAAUGACGGCUCCUUCUCAAUUGGCAAGACAUGGAUGCUGGAUGAUCUGUCAGCCAUUAAAUCCUACAAUGCGGUUGUGCCAUCCAAUCCGCAGGAGGAACUGCAAAAGCAGUGGGCAUCGAACGUUGGCUUCCUGGUAACCGUUGGGAAGCCUUACUACUGGCACGCUAAAACCUCGAAAGAGAAGGAGUUCUUCAUCGGCAGUUUGGUGAAGAUCUACAAAAAAUAUACUGGCGGCAAAAUGCCGGAUCUUAUAGGUUUCGAUGAGCGUGAGCGACAACUUCUUCUAGGAAAUCCACAAGUUAGCGGAAGAGGACCUGCUCCCGGCUCAUCGCACUCUGAAGGAUCGUUUGUACCUCCACGUCCACCUUCGUCCCAUGGGAGCCGUCCUCAGUCUCCUCAUUGGGCGCGUGCACGCAGCCGCGAUGCGCCGAAACGAAGACCAACCGAUGAGGAGCUACCUAUACGAGCUCAGCGAAGUCGAGAACAAAUGAGCCGACCCUCUACUGCGCAGUCUGGAAAAAGUGGACCACCUCCAUUCGCACCGCCUCAACAUCCUCCGCCAGUGGUCCCAGCUGGUCAGGGUGAUCAGCCGCCACCUCGUGCAAUCGAGCGGCUUGCGGGCGAUUCUAGGCCACCCAAACAUUCCCCGGUAUCGCCGUCAGAGUCUAGGAAUAUGGACAUACCUAGCAGCUUGAGAACAGCACCGUCAAGGGAUAAGAUAAGCAGAGACGCCGAAGAAGGCAGUCUAUCAAACCUUCACAUGGAGCCCCGUCCACCAUCGUCACGCAGCGGGAGAACAGUACCUGAACCACGUCCCAUCGCCCGUAGCCAGGGUUCAAGUUCUAGCAUACCCGAGGCUCGGCGAGGUAACGAUAGCAUUGUUCCGGGUCUUGUCCCAAGUGAGCUGCGAGUGAAAGAGCCUGCAAAAGGUGGUAAUGCAACACAGUCGUCUACGACCGCAGGGCAGCCGGCGUCUCCCGCAGGAGACCAAUCUAACAAAUCAAACCUUAUGCAACUUGCCGACGUACCACCCGGAUUGUUGCCAGGUCCGCCCGCAAGUAACAAUGCUACUGCCAAGCCCGUCGAGACACCACAAUCUGUUUCGGAGAAAGCAGAGACAAGCGAGCUCGUUCAGGAGAGCAAACCACCUUCACCUCCCGGCAUCCCUCCAGAAUCCUCCAAAGAAACCGAUGAAGAUGAGGCCGACGCCCACCGACCAGGCCUUGGACCUAUGAUCAAGAAGAAGCCAAACAAAGAUGUCGCGGGUGCGUUCCGCAAGGCUGCCAACGCCUACGGAGCGUUCAAGCCACGGACCGGGGGUGCGGGCGCGAGACUUCUGGCUGCAGCAAAGAAGCAAGCUGCUUCAGAAGAGCCUGAUGGAAUCACAGGUGUCGUCCCUGCACCAUCCCUUAUUCGGAAAGCAGACGAGUCCGGCACGGCGCCUGACGAACGCGUUGAAGACGCCGCGUCUGUGCCUUCAUUGCCAGAAGAGUCCACUGAAGUUCCGCCGAUGGACCCGGCGCCGCCUGUACCUGCACACGCUAUACCUGCGCCAAACAUCCCGGAACCUCCUAAAGUUAAGAUAACGGAGGCCGUUGCUGAUGUUACUGUAGCACCUUUAUUGGAUGUUACUAAAGGAACUCCAGAAGCAGUGGUCGUCCAAACAGACGAGAGAUCGCGUUCCGUAUCGCCCUCUCCACGCGAUCGCCGGCGCAGGCGUCACGAAGAUAAUACUAUCAAGUAUUGCCAAGCACUCGGACUUGAUCCGAAGGUUCUUGUAGAUCGCGGAGUGGACUUUGAUGAUAUUCUAACCGACCUCGGCUGGAAUGGUCGCCUCUCAGAUGAGAAAAAAAUUGAAGACCUUGAAGCAGACGUACGUCGGGAGAUUGGACGCGUCGAGGCUACAAGCUGGCUUGGUAACCUCGAGCAACAAGAGGGCAAGGUCGAUCAGCUUGCUAAAUUGAUUGAUAAGACCAUUGAUGAGUGUGAGGAGCUGGAUAAUCUCCUCACGUUAUACUCACAUGAACUCAAUACUCUUCGUGACGACGUGUCAUAUAUCGAAACUCAAUCCCAAGGUUUACAGGUUCAGACGGCCAACCAGAAGCUCCUCCAUAGUGAACUACAAACCCUAUUGAAGACGCUUUCUAUAUCUCCACAGGACUUGCAACCCUUGAAAGAGGCGUCACUCAGCAAUGUCGAUGGAUUAAGGGAAACUGAGCUUGCACUUUCUACUUUGUACAAAGCCAUGCUGACGAUUGAUCCUGAAAUCUGGCAAAACAAGAAGCGUUUGGAUGCUGCUGGGGGUCAUGGUACCGUGGGCGUGUACGCCGACACUGAGAUUGGUCAAAUGCGCGCCAUCCAAGACAAAAAAGAAGAAUACCGCUUCCAUUCCUCAUCCUUCCUUCAACGACUCAAGCAAUUCAUGGCAAUUGCCUAUCAAGUGGCGGCACAGAAGCGUUCUGAUGCCGCAGCUAAUUCCCAAAAAGACCCGAUGAAGCUAGACGGCUCAGCUAGGGCUUACGCCCGUCGGGAGCUCUGGGUUUACAGUGCUUUGACUCUUUUCGCCAGGGAAGUAAGUGGGCCAGAGUGGCAAGGCUUGCUUACUUUGUACGAACAACAAGCCAAACAAUCCUACCAGGCCGAGUUCCGUGAUAACAACAUGGCGUGGAAACGGGCGGCCAGAAAAAUCACCGGCGAAGAACAAGAACUCCUUUUCACCCAUCAGGAUAAGGAGAAAGAAGCUGAAGGCAUCACAACGGCGGCCAGGAAGCUGACCGUGAGAAGGGGGAAGACUAUCAGAGCUGCAGCAGGGCUAAGGCUUCCUUCUGGUGACAAGCAGCGUGGAAAGCUUGAACCUUUCGAAGUAUUCGCCGGCACCCUACUGGAGACCGUGAAGAUGAUUUCAGAGGAACAAAACUUUGUCGUGCGCUUCUUCCACUUGACAUCUUUUUCAAACAUGGAUUUUGGCGACAUCGUAGCCUCAGGAGCCCCGGACGAGCGUCCAGUCCCAGAUUUUACUAUCAAGCAGUCGCCCGAUCCGGAUCGAGGAAUGGCUAAGAAAGUGGAACAGGCUAUGGACGAACUGUACUCAUUCUGGCCAAUCGAUAUGCAAAACCUCGUGGAUUGGUCCAUUCAGGCAGACCCUCUGCAAGGAAUUGGUAUCUUGUUCGCCCUUGAAAAGUCCAUUUCGGACUAUGAUGAGACCAACCAAGACUUCAUUGUUCACUCGCUCCAAAAACUGCAUUCGCGCCUGAUUGGUCUUUUUAAUCGCUUCGUCGACGAACAGAUUCGUGGCAUUGAGGAAACCAAGGUCAAGAUCAACAAGCGAAAAGGCGUAAUAUCAUUCAUGAGAGUCUUCCCGAAUUUCUCUGCUGCUGUGGAGAACAUGCUUUCCGACCCAUCGCAAGAAUUCUACGACAUUCGUCUUAACAUCAAUGAGGCAUAUGACCGCAUCAACCGCGCCAUGUGGGAGUCAUUGAAAUUCAUCGCAAAAGAGGCGCCAGGUCAAUCUACGGCGGUAGCGGCAGCAGCCAGCUCCGGUGAUCCUGAAGACAAGGAAAUAUUGAAUUAUCAUAUUCUCCUGAUUGAAAAUAUGAACCAUUAUAUUGAGGAAGUCGACGUUCGGAAUUUGCCGGUUCUCGAACGGUGGCGCGAUCGAGCGCAAGAAGACAUGGAGGAGCACCUGAGACUUUACCUAGAUUCUGUGAUCCACCGACCACUUGGGAAGUUGCUCGAAUUCAUUGACUCCGUUCAAAGCCUACUUGGCGCAGGCAGCAAUCCUACAGAUAUCGCCAACCGCCCCAGUCAUUCACGCUCAGUGGUGAAGAAAGUGCUGGCAGCCUACGACGUCAAAGAGAUACGGCGUGGAAUUGAAAUGCUCAAGAAGCGAGUCGAGAAGCACUUUGGCGACGCAGAUGACCCUGGACUCAGCAGAAGUCUGGUAUUGAAAGUGCUUCGCGAGUGCGAGGUUAGAUAUGAGCAGGCCUAUGACCGAACGCAACACAUCAUCCGUACGGUGUAUGAAGGCCAGCUUGAUCUCGAAUGGCGCAAAGAGGACGUCGCCGCUAUGUUUAGGAAGUAA
Aspergillus mulundensis is the source of this 4437-nucleotide messenger RNA. Its product is annotated as GTP-Rho binding exocyst subunit SEC3. Gene Ontology annotation, biological process: Golgi to plasma membrane transport; exocytosis. The record is from RefSeq and is a predicted model, not a curated record. Gene Ontology annotation, molecular function: phosphatidylinositol-4,5-bisphosphate binding. The transcript is spliced from 4 exons. Gene Ontology annotation, cellular component: plasma membrane; exocyst. Lineage: Eukaryota; Fungi; Ascomycota; Eurotiomycetes; Eurotiales; Aspergillaceae. Bases 1 to 4437 code for a protein of 1478 amino acids.